AUGACUACACUGUCGUUUACAUCAUCGAUAACUGACCAAGUACGGCUAAAUCUCAUACACUACAAUCUAUGGACUCAAGUCAAACUGCACAACGAAUAUAUACUAAGUGGCUUACCACAAACAAAAUUAGUCGCAACUGACCCCAACACCAAACGUGAAUGGAUUGUAUGCAAACGAUUGAAUGAAAAUAGUAAAUUGAAAGUAAAGGAAAUCAAUUCAUGGUUUGAAGAAAUAAAGCACUUCACAAGUGGGGUAGAGGAGAAUGGUGGAGAUAUAAAGCAAAACAUUGAUUCUCAACUGGAUGUUCAAAGUAAAGAUGAUUUGCAAAGUCUAGGCAUAAACGGCAACACUAACGAACUGGAUAAUGGCGAUCGAAAUGCUGUUUCAAGUGAACCGAAUAGCAACAGAUUAUCCCAUAGCAACUAUUUCAGCCCUUCCUCCCCUUUCUCUAAAUGGAAGCCCAUUGACAAGACCACAAAUGGCAAAGGAAGAGUAGAUAGGAUAACAAUAGCAUUGAUCAACGAUGAUGGUACAAUAGUUUAUUACUUUAUACAUGAUGGAAUCACCAAACCUCGUCAAAACUAA
Molecule: messenger RNA, 585 nt
Organism: Lodderomyces margitis
Lineage: Eukaryota; Fungi; Ascomycota; Pichiomycetes; Serinales; Debaryomycetaceae
Gene: SEN15
Product: Sen15p
Exons: 1
Coding region: 1-585 (194 amino acids)
Biological process (GO): tRNA-type intron splice site recognition and cleavage; tRNA splicing, via endonucleolytic cleavage and ligation
Cellular component (GO): tRNA-intron endonuclease complex
Molecular function (GO): nucleic acid binding
Source: RefSeq, a predicted model, not a curated record